Blepharisma stoltei is the source of this 1128-nucleotide messenger RNA. The record is from the annotation of a GenBank genome assembly. NCBI's taxonomy places the organism in Eukaryota, Ciliophora, Heterotrichea, Heterotrichida, Blepharismidae.
AUGUUUAAGAGGUCAAAUUCAUUUACACCUUCACGAGGUAAUAUGCUAAACACUCUCCCAAAGCCUCCCAACCGUACCAGACAUAGAAGUAAAAUAUCUAACUUUUCAAAAGAAUCUCAAUUGAAUAUUGAGCAAGGUAAAAUAAUAAGCAAAGAGCAAGGGGAAAUUGAGUUUGGAAUUACUUGUAUUAAUUGCCAAGAAAUAGUCCCUGAAAAUCUCAUUGAAUCUCAUUCAAAAUAUUGUACAACUAUAAGCGAGGAAGUAUUUAAAGUUGAUGGUAGCACUGAAAUCGAACAGUUUGAAUUCCGAAUCAAAAAAAUGAUUAAUUUUUUAAAGGACAAGGAAUUGCAAUCCAAUUAUAGGCCGACGGAAAAAAAUAUUAUUUCAGUUUUGCAAAAAGUGUGCAAAAAUCUUUUGAGUAGUAAUAAAACUGCAAGCAAAGAAUUAAACAUUGAGGUCAGAAAAUAUAUUGAGGCAAUGCUUGAAAAGUUCAAAGCAUCGCUGUCCUUGAGAAUCUACGCUGAAAGAUUAUUGUUAUUAUGCAAAGAACAAUUAGCAGUACUGUAUCGGAUUGAUCAAAAACCGUCAGAAAUAAAAAUGAAAGAAGAAAUUGAAAAUCGAGAGGGAGUUUACACAAAGAAAACCGAUAUUAAAGAAAAAUUGAUUAUUAGAACGAACACAAAUAAAAUAGUGUCUGAUUCUGAAAAAAUAGCAAAUGUAAAUAGUGAUAUAUCAAGUAGCCAAACCUUUAAUUCUGGAUUUUCAUCAAUAAGUGAUAUUAAAGAAUCUGAUUUAUGCAUGAUAGAAAAUCUGAAUGAUCUUGAAUCCAAUCUGUCUUCUUUUAAUUAUUCUCAAGAAGAACUGCAAAAAUAUUUUUAUUCUAAGUGCUUAGAACUAAAGCUAAAAUAUUCUUCAAAAAAGAUGGUGAAACUAAUCCCAGUUGCCAAACUUUAUAGUAAAGUAAUUGAAAAUAACAUGCCUGCACAAGAGUGAGCUGAGUUCAUUGAAGAAGAACUCAAAAACCCUGAAAAAUGAGUUGUUAAAGAAAAGAAGCGAUGCCAAAAAUCCAAGCUUAGAAACGAUCAAAAAAGUCAACAAUUUGAAUCAAUUAUUGAGGAAGAUUUAUAG